This is a messenger RNA of Rhineura floridana, 2384 nucleotides long. It is a transcript of the gene FGF21, whose product is annotated as fibroblast growth factor 21. Gene Ontology annotation, molecular function: growth factor activity; fibroblast growth factor receptor binding. Gene Ontology annotation, biological process: positive regulation of protein phosphorylation; regulation of cell migration; fibroblast growth factor receptor signaling pathway. The transcript is spliced from 3 exons. The record is from RefSeq and is a predicted model, not a curated record. NCBI's taxonomy places the organism in Eukaryota, Metazoa, Chordata, Lepidosauria, Squamata, Rhineuridae. Bases 382 to 1026 code for a protein of 214 amino acids. Gene Ontology annotation, cellular component: cytoplasm.
CUGUAGGAGGGAAGAAAGAGUUCUUCACCUCCCUCCCUUAUUUUGAACAUUUCAGUUGACUGGGUGAUUGAGAUUUUUCUUAAACAACAAAAACAAAACCAGGGAACCACUGAACAGUUUUCACUGAAUUGCAUUUUAUUUUGGACUCUCUGGACAUCUGGGUUCCAAGUGGUUCCUGGGUGACACCAAGACGUGAGUCCAAUAAGUUGAAGCUGGUGGGGCAGAAAUCCAGGGGUCUUGGGGUCUUCCAAGGAAGAAUUAGGGCCUGAGCUGCCAGACCACAGGCUGAGAACUAGAAUCUUGAGUUUUUGCUCUCAGUUUUCUUCCGCCACUGUCUUUGCCGUUCUGCUUUCCUUGUUUUGGGCUGCGCUGCCUUCAGCCAUGUUGGCCAUUUCUGCCCCUCUCCCAUGCAAGUUUGGUCACGUUCUUCUCAUCAGCUUGAUUUUCUGGGCUGCCUUGGCCCCUACAGCUCCUGCUUUCCCCCUGCCAAAUUCUAGCCCCCUCUACCAGUUUGAUGGGCAAGUCCGUCUUCGCCACCUCUAUACAGCGGAUGACCAGACACAACUCCACCUAGAGAUCAUGCCAGAUGGUGCGGUGCGUGGCUCCAGAUACCAGAACCCAUUCAGUUUGAUGGAAAUCAAAGCUGUGAAGCCAGGAAUAAUUCGCAUGCUGGCCAAGAAGACCUCGAGGUUUCUCUGUAUGAAGCCCAAUGGACACCUCUAUGGCUCAUUAUCCUAUUCUGAGGAGGCAUGCAACUUCCGGGAGAUGGUUCUCCGUGAUGGCUACAAUCUGUACUACUCUGAAACCUACAAUAUCCCUGUCAGUCUCAGCUCCACAGGGAACCUGGCUCGGAGUCACCAGCUCCCCCCCUUCUCCCAGUUCCUGCCCUUGGUCAACAAGAUUCCCCUUGAACCCAUGUUCGUGGACUAUGACUUCUAUGAACAGGAACUUAAUGUUGAGUCAGCCGACCCCCUCAGCAUGAUGGGCCAAAACCGUGGCAUCAUCAGCCCAAGCUAUGUUUUCUGAUCACUUGGGACCCUGAUUCCUUGGGAGGUUUCUGGACAAGUGGUUUUUCUUGCCAUGUAAAAUUUGAUGGAGCAAUUCAACGUUUGGAAGAGGAGCAGAAAGAAAAGUUAACCGAUAGUGCUUGGCACAGAUUCUCAAUGAGUGACUUUCCAGCGUAUCCUGGACAAGGUUGCAUCCCACUUGCGGACAGCUGUGUAAAUGAUGUUUUCAAGCACAUAAGGAAAAUCCAGCAGCAAUGGAGGCAAAAAUCUCAUUUUGUUGGACUAAGAUUGCUUGCUUUUUCAACCUGUUAUUGUUAAUCUUGCCAGUUUUUUCAGGGUUUUAUUUGUAUUUUUCUUACCUAUUUAAAUAACUUAUUUAUUAUAUGUCAGGUUAAUUUAUUGAAGGAGGCUAGAAAGAGUUGGGAUGCAGACAAGAGAGGCUAAGGGCGGUAUAGAAAUGGAAUGAAAUAAAUAAAUAAAUACAUAAUAAUAAUAAAUUUAAUUUUUGUGUCGCCUAUCUGGCCGAAGCCACUCUAGGCGACGUACACAUUAAAAUGCAGUAAAAUACAUGAGAAAUCAUGAGAAAGUUUUCUUGCUGGCAAAUAAUUUAAAUAUUGUUAUUUAUUUAGAGAUAUGUAUGUAUGUAUAUUGUGUUUUUUGCAUAUUUAUUUUCCUUUUAGGGGAAGGAAUGACAGUUAACGAGAGUAGUGUAGAUAUAUGCUCAUGACAAACUUGUGCCUUACAUCUCCAGUGCUUAGCCUGUUCCUCCUUUUUCCUUUUAGAAGAACACUGAGAAAGGAGCAGAGCUAUGGAGAAAGGAGGUCAUGACAGUGGAGUUCUGUAGAUCAGACAGGCCACAGCAACUAAUCAUAGAAUUCUGAGCCCUGUUUUCAUUGUUCAUUGUCUGUGAAGUUGCUGGUGCCCAUGUACAAUAUAAGAACCUGCAGUCUUAUGUCUUUCCCCCAGUAGAAAUAUAAAAAAGUGACUGUGAGCUUGAUCAGAUAUUAAAGAGAUUGAUAUAGAGUGGGUUCCCAGCGCAUGUUCUUUUAGAGAUGUGGUAGUUCCUUACCCCCACCAGCAGAACCCCAUCCCCUAUAGGCUCCAUUUAAUGUAGGAAGCAGUUCUUGGAAGCAGUUCAUGUACAGAGUAGUUCUUGUUGGUUAUUUUUAUUUAUUUAUUUAUUAAACUUUUCUAACCACCUUUUCAUUAAAAAUGUUGAGACUUUACUGUACUUUUUUCAACAAUUGUGCUUUAUGGCAGAAUAUGUCAGUGCACAGAUUUCAAAGUAGCUUUUCAGUAGUUUUGCAGCACUGUGAUUGGCCAACAUGAUUUAAAUAUUUUUAAUCAUCAGCUUUUCUUCCCUUGUUACUAUUUGGU